Gorilla gorilla gorilla (western lowland gorilla) is the source of this 880-nucleotide messenger RNA. It is a transcript of the gene CCL13, whose product is annotated as C-C motif chemokine ligand 13. Gene Ontology annotation, cellular component: extracellular region. NCBI's taxonomy places the organism in Eukaryota, Metazoa, Chordata, Mammalia, Primates, Hominidae. Gene Ontology annotation, biological process: positive regulation of GTPase activity; antimicrobial humoral immune response mediated by antimicrobial peptide; chemokine-mediated signaling pathway. The coding region runs from base 105 to 401 and encodes 98 amino acids. The record is from RefSeq and is a predicted model, not a curated record. Gene Ontology annotation, molecular function: CCR chemokine receptor binding; chemokine activity. The transcript has 3 exons.
UGAGAGUUCCAAGCCUCUCCACUCCCUAUAAAAGGCCGGCAGAACAGCCAGAGGAGCAGAGAGGCAAAGAAACAUUGUGAAAUCUCCAACUCUUAACCUUCAACAUGAAAGUCUCUGCAGUGCUUCUGUGCCUGCUGCUCAUAACAGCAGCUUUCAAGCCCCAGGGACUUGCUCAGCCAGAUGCACUCAACGUCCCAUCCACUUGCUGCUUCACAUUUAGCAGUAAGAAGAUCUCCUUGCAGAGGCUGAAGAGCUAUGUGAUCACCACCAGCAGGUGUCCCCAGAAGGCUGUCAUCUUCAGAACCAAACUGGGCAAGGAGAUCUGUGCUGACCCAAAGGAGAAGUGGGUCCAGAAUUAUAUGAAACACCUGGGCCGGAAAGGUCACACCCUGAAGACUUGAACUCUGCUACCCCUACUGAAAUCAAGCUGGAGUACGUGAAAUGACUUUUCCAUUCUCCUCUGGCCUCCUCUUCUAUGCUUUGGAAUACUUCUACCAUAAUUUUCAAAUAGGAUGCAUUCUGUUUUGUGAUUCAAAAUGUACUAUGUGUUAAGUAAUAUUGGCUAUUAUUUGACUUGUUGCUGGUUUGGAGUUUAUUUGAGUAUUGCUGAUCUUUUCUAAAGCAAGGCCUUGAGCAAGUAGGUUGCUGUCUCUAAGCCCCCUUCCCUUCCACUGUGAGCUGCUGGCAGUGGGUUUGUCUUCGGUUCCCAGGGGUUGAGAGCAUGCCUGUGGGAGUCAUGGACAUGAAGGGAUGCUGCAAUGUAGGAAGGAGAGCUCUUUGUGAAUGUGAGGUGUUGCUAAAUAUGUUAUUGUGGAAAGAUCAAUGCAAUAGUAGGACUGCUGACAUUUUGCAGAAAAUACAUUUUAUUUAAAAUCUCUUA